Messenger RNA from Gossypium raimondii (Peruvian cotton), 846 nucleotides. Its product is annotated as AAA-ATPase At3g50940-like. The annotation marks the transcript as partial. Gene Ontology annotation, molecular function: ATP hydrolysis activity; ATP binding. NCBI's taxonomy places the organism in Eukaryota, Viridiplantae, Streptophyta, Magnoliopsida, Malvales, Malvaceae. The record is from RefSeq and is a predicted model, not a curated record. The transcript has 2 exons.
GCUUGGAAACGAGGGUACCUUUUGUAUGGUCCACCUGGGACAGGAAAAUCAUCACUGGUUGCUGCAAUUGCGAAUUACAUGAGAUAUGAUGUAUAUGAUCUUCAGUUUCAAAGCGUUAGAAACGAUUCCGAUCUCAGACGCAUACUCACAUCCACCACGAACCGCUCCAUUCUGCUUAUUGAAGACAUAGAUUGUAGCACAAAAGUGUCACAUAAUCGAACCAAGGUCAAGGAAAAAGUGAAGAAGAAGAUGAUGAUGAUGAAGAUAGAGAUGAAACCAAACGUAACACUGUCAGGCUUACUCAACUUCAUUGAUGGAUUGUGGUCGAGCUGUGGGAACGAAAGAAUCAUAAUCUUCACCACAAAUCAUAAAGAAAAGUUAGAUCCGGCGCUGCUACGGCCAGGGCGAAUGGACGUGCAUAUUUACAUGGGAUAUUGUAGUCCAGCAGGAUUCAGAAAACUUGCAGCUUCAUAUCUUGGGAUCAAAGACGACAAACUGUUUGGCCGCAUUGAUGAUCUGAUUAAAAGUGUGGAGGUUACUCCAGCUGAAGUGGCACAACAACUAAUGAUCAGUAAUGAACCAAAAGUUGCACUCGAAAGUCUCAUUGAAUUUCUUAACGCGAAGAAGGAUAUAGAGGAAGCAGCAGAGAAGGAAAAUAGUAUUGAAGAAGAGGAAGUAACAGAAGAAAUGGAGGUUGAAAGACAAAAUUCAAUGCUUGCUGAGUCCGAAACAAGAUGCAUAUAUUUGACUUAGUUUAGCUAUCUGGCAAGUCAUGGAAUAAGAAGUGAUGGGAAGACGACGGUGUCUCAUUGAAAUUUCAUCGGUGAUCAGUAAUUUUUUUUUGUG